Molecule: messenger RNA, 2197 nt
Organism: Yamadazyma tenuis ATCC 10573
Lineage: Eukaryota; Fungi; Ascomycota; Pichiomycetes; Serinales; Debaryomycetaceae
Source: RefSeq, a predicted model, not a curated record
CGAAACAAUAGUUUUUCUAGGUAAAUGCAGGGUUCUGCAAGAAUAUGCCGAGGAAGCAAUCAAUUGUGUUUGUGUUUUAGAGCUAAUACGCCAAAAGGGUCCUUUGAAACUGCAUCGCCUCUAAAAAAGGCGGUCCAUUGCAGUAGAAUUUAUAAAUAGGGAAACUGGCCCUGUCGAAUUCAAAAAAACCCACCAUGAACUGUUCCCACAAAAGGUCCAAUUCGGUUGACCACACCUAUCGGAGCUCUAUCACCAGUAACCUUAGCUUGGGCCACAGAACCGGUAGCAGCUCGGUCACUCCUCCCGAGAGUCCUACAUUCAACUGUAAAACCACGCCCAUGAAGCAGGCGUACUUUCCGCUUGAAAUUGAUUUGGACGAAGUGACCAAACACUCCCAGAAACUUGAGGCUCGCUUGGCGCAGCAGCUGGCUGGUAAGCUGGACUUGUACUGGAAGCCGGAUACCGUGCAUAUGAACCUUAGUGAGAUAGCACCGUGGCACUCCAAGGGUGUCCAGAACAAAGAUGGACUACACCUCAAUCGCACAGUAUCACCAACCACUCGUUUGCAAAGUGGCAUUGAGGAGCGUCCGGAACGCUUCCAGUUGCCCCAGCUAAGCGAAACGUUGAUCCAGAAAUAUCAAACUCAAGACCUCAAGCAGACCAAACUGCUGCGGUUCUUACGUCGACUUAGUAAGAAGCUUGAAAAUAUGAUAUGACUAGAGAGUGGAAUUAUAUUUAUAUUGCCAAUACACCACAGGCUGGACCUGUGAACCUAUAAUUGGGCCUCUAAAGCUUCUAACUGGGCAAGGACUGCGGACUUUGCCGUUCCUCCUAUAGCAUCUCUUCUUUCUACACUAACUUCGAAGUCAAACACCUCCUUAACGUCUGCUUCAAAUCUGGAGUCAAUCUCCUUGAACUGGGCAGUUGAAAGCUUAUCGAUUCCAGAGAGCUUUAAUUCCUCAGCCGUUCUAACACAAUCACCUGAGAUGUGGUGGGUUUCUCUGAAUGGUACCCCUUUUCUUACCAAGUAGUCAGCCAAAUCGGUGGCCAACAUGUCCAUGGUCAAAGCACCUUCCAUUCUUUGUUUGUUGAUGGUCAAGGUAGAAAUUACCCCGGUAGCAAUCAAAAUCGAGUGUUCGACGGUGGUUAAAGCAUCAAAUAAUGGUUCCUUGUCUUCUUGCAUAUCCUUGUUAUAAGUGGAGGGAAUAGACUUAGUAGACAUAAGGAACCCCGAAAGCGAACCAAAAACUCUACCACUCUUUCCUCUCAAUAAUUCUAACGAGUCAGGGUUCUUCUUCUGAGGCAUCAAUGAAGAACCAGUCGAAUAGGCAUCUGAUAACUUGAUAAACCCAAAUUCAGCAGUGGAGUAGAUGAUCAAAUCCUCCGAGAAUCUGGAGAUGUGGUUCAUGAAGAGAGUGGACCAGAAAAGCGUUUCAAUAACAAAAUCACGGUCACUCACAGCUGUUAAAGAGUUACCAAUGACAGAAUCAAACCCAAGGCCCUUGGCAAGGAAUUCUCUAUCGAUUCCAUAUGGAUGGCCUGCGAGCGCACCAGCCCCUAAAGGAGACUGGUUGACUCUGACCAAAAUUUGCUUCAAUCUCUUGUAAUCUUCAGUGAAAUAAGUAGCAUAACACGACAACCAGUGGGACCAUCUGAUUGGCUGGGCCCUUUGCAAAUGGGUGUACCCUGGCAUCAAAACGUCGAUUUCCUGCCGAGCUCUCUUGGUAAGAACACCAAUGAACCCAGAUAAAAACUCCAACAACUUCUCCAAGUUCUCACGAACAAAGAUCCGCAUAUCAGUGGCUACCUGAUCGUUUCUUGAUCUUCCUGUGUGCACUUUUCCAGCAAUAUGUUUCCCAAUUAUUUCCCCUAAUCGUCUUUCAUUGGCAGUGUGAAUAUCUUCAUCACCGGCCUUUUCCUCAAAGGUAUUGGUUUGCCAUUCAUUUCUGAUUUCCUCAAUCCCUUUGUGGAUGGCGGUUAAUUCGUCACUGGUUAUCAAUCCAAGCUUCUGCAAUCCUUCAGUAUAAACCUUGGUUCCAGUUAAAUCUGCAUCAUACAUUUUCUGGUCGUAUGGUAAGGAGGCAUUGUACAAGUCCAUCAAGGGGUCCGAGGCUCCGGUGAAUCUUCCACCCCAUAAUCUGUUCUCUGUUGGUUUUGACAUAUUGUUUUUUGUGGAUUAAGUCCAAAUGUUGAGUUU